Wasmannia auropunctata (little fire ant) is the source of this 2163-nucleotide messenger RNA. RefSeq names its product radial spoke head protein 6 homolog A (gene Rsph4a). NCBI's taxonomy places the organism in Eukaryota, Metazoa, Arthropoda, Insecta, Hymenoptera, Formicidae. Gene Ontology annotation, cellular component: axoneme; radial spoke. Bases 149 to 1948 code for a protein of 599 amino acids. The record is from RefSeq and is a predicted model, not a curated record. The transcript has 11 exons. Gene Ontology annotation, biological process: cilium movement involved in cell motility; cilium assembly; axoneme assembly.
CGCUGAUACAAGUUACCAAACGAUGACAGGACUUGCGUAGUGGUUACGUUAACUGUGAUAAUAUUACUGAAUAUCCGGCUAUGUGACAUCGCAUGCAAUUUUGUGAACUAACUGCAUGCUGUGAGACGUAAAAAACAACAAAAUAAGAAUGGCAUAUUCUUAUAUCGUAGAAGAAACGCCUCCCGACGACAUUCUCAGCGUGAAGCACGAUAUCCAAUGCGCGAAGAUAUUUCUUCAGAAACACAGCACAGAAUCGGGUGACAGUUUAUAUGAUCAUUUAAUCGAGCUUUUGGCAAAAAUAUUGACCGAGCGGCCACGAAAUAUUGUCGAUACUUUUGAGGAAUACAGUAAAAAACUGAAGGAUGAGAGAUUUAAGAUUAAAACGGAUCAUCGAGAUUUGUACAUAUCACCCGUGCAAUAUGAUAAUGCCAAGAAAUUCAUUAAGCUCUUCCAGUGUGUAAAGCAGAUUGACGAAGAUGAGCAGGAAAGAAUAGAGGAUGAGGAGGAGAACGAUAAAAAAAAGAAAUGUCCCAAUAUGUUGGAUCUUCUGUUCUAUUUCGAGCAGACGGGUAUAGGAUUGCCGCGACACGACAUAGUAUUGCUUAAUUUAUCAAUUCAGAAACUCGCCUCGACAAUGCCGCUUGAAAAUAUUAGAUUUUGGGGUAAAGUACUUGGUAAACCUAAAAAUUAUUAUAUACUGGAAGCUGAACUUCGGGCAGACGAGCUUGCUCGAAGAUUAGAGCAAGAGGAACAUGAAGUACAAAUUAGAAAAGAAAAAGAGGAAAUCGUAAUCAAAACAACGAGACAACUCGCGAAGAAUGAAACGGCGAGAAAAAUUAAGGAGGAAGAAAUGGAGGGAAUUGUCGAAACAACGGGAAGUCCACGCAAAGACACAAAGUCAGAAGGAACUUUAGAGCUUAUCUUUCCAUCGUUACCUGUUAAUCCGUGGAAACCAUUGACGGAAAUACCGAUUGAAAGAAUCGGGAGCGGCCUCAAUAAAAAAGUGUAUUUUGUAUGCAACACGCCUGGAUUGGAUGAGUGGAUCGAACUUCCGACGGUUACACCACAGCAGAUAGUAAUUGCACGACAGAUUGUUCGAUACUGCACGGGAAAUUUGGAAACACCGAUUUACAGUUUCCCACCGUUUCCUGGUACCGAAAAGAAUUAUCUUCGUGCACAAAUUGCAAGGAUCAGUGCAACCACUCAUGUAUCGCCGAUUGGCUUCUUUACAUUCAGUGGAGAAGACGAGGAUGAAGAAACAGAUGAAGAAAGAAAAGAGAUCUACACAGAAGAAGAAGAGUUAUUAGAAAACGUUAAUUAUGAUCCACUACCGAUCAAGGAUCUUGUAGAUCCCUCCAUGGCAAAUUGGUGUCAUCAUAGUCGACAUAUUCUUAAGCAAGGACGAAUUAUCUGGUGGAAUCCAGAAAAGGAAGAAAAUAUCAUCAAUGAAGUAGAGGAAGAAGAAGUCGAAGAAGAAGAACAAGAUGUAGAGAAAGAUGAAGUGAAGAUGAUGAAGAGAGAGAUUAGAACACCUCUCUUAAUUCCUUUAUCUGAAGAUGCUAUUAUUGAUUCCAUGAUACCGUGGAUUGCUAGACAGUCAUCAUAUAUACAACCAGACAUUGCAAUAGCUUUAGUCAGAUCAAAUAUCUGGCCUGGAGCAUUCGCAUUCGCGGUGGGAAAACACUUCGCUACUAUGUACAUCGGCUGGGGCCAUAAACACAAUGCGUAUAAUUAUAGUCCUUCCGAUAUGCCAUCUGUUCAAGAUCAGUAUAAAAUCGGACCGGAAAUUAUGGAAAUUCAAGAUCCUACUGCCAAAGAAGAAGAGGCGUAUCAGUUAAUGCGUUUACCACCAGCAUUAUCAAUAGAAGAAGAAAUGUUAGAUAAAGAGAAGGAAGAGGAUGAGGAUGAAGAAGAAGAAACAUAUGGUGAAGAGGAAGAUGAUGAAUAAUUAUCUUCACAUCCUAUCAUUUUACACAUGAUUCAUUUACAUUUCUAAAUUCUUGCAUUAUAUGUUACAUGAAUAUUUCUUUUAUAAAAAAUGCACUAAGAUAACAUACUAUGACGUAUACAGUAGUUUUAUCUCCAAAGCAUACUUAAAAUAAUUAUUAUUUGUUAUUAAGUACUUUCAGAGAAAAUAGCAAAAUAUAAAUAUUUGCUUUACAA